Messenger RNA from Glycine soja, 2236 nucleotides. RefSeq names its product protein NUCLEAR FUSION DEFECTIVE 4-like. Gene Ontology annotation, cellular component: membrane. Gene Ontology annotation, biological process: transmembrane transport. The transcript has 2 exons. Lineage: Eukaryota; Viridiplantae; Streptophyta; Magnoliopsida; Fabales; Fabaceae. Gene Ontology annotation, molecular function: transmembrane transporter activity. The record is from RefSeq and is a predicted model, not a curated record. Bases 219 to 1832 code for a protein of 537 amino acids.
CCCACAUGUCCAAAACAAAUAAAAUAUUUAUUUGGCUGAAACAAACAUAAUCUAAUUUAAUUCCCAACAAAUGGAAUUUGUUGGAAGAGUAACGCAAUGCAAGCACGUAGGUACAGCUGUCUCCAUGUCUCCAUGAACAGUGUCCAAGACCAGGUGUCCCCACCGGAGAGAACCUAUAACUCAGUUCUGAUGAAGAAGGAACCGAGAAAUUGAACCACAUGACCCGAAUGGAGUUCACGAAAUUGAAUUUCCUCCUUAACUCGAAGUGGGGAUCGACGGUGGCGAGCAUAUGGAUCCAGUGCACCAGCGGGUCACUCUACACAUUCUCCAUCUACUCACAAACCAUAAAGUCAACGCAGCGCUACGAUCAGUCAGCACUCGAAUUCGUAUCCGUCUCCAAGGACAUCGGAGUCAACGUCGGCGUCCUCUCCGGCCUCCUCUACGACUUCCUGGCCCGCAGAACUACGAUCGGGCCCUGGCUCCUCCACCUUUUGGGCUCGGCCCAAUGCUUCUUGGGCUAUUUUCUCAUGUGGGCCGCCGUCGCCGGACUCUUACCCCCGGUGCCCUUGCCCGUCAUGUGCUUGUUCAUGUUCGUGGCGGCACACGGGCAGAGCUUCUUUAACACCUCUAACGUUGUCACCGGCGUGCGUAAUUUCCCCAACAAUAGCGGAACCAUCGUCGGCAUUAUCAAGGGAUUUCUUGGUCUGAGUGGAGCAAUAUUAAUUCAAAUGUACGGAACAAUAUUCAACAACAAGCCUAUGUCAUAUCUUCUGACGCUAGCGCUCUUACCACCUAUAAAUACAUUGCUACUUAUGUGGUUUGUAAGAAUCCACAACACUCAGGAGGCGGAAGAAAGGAAGUACCUGAAUAUGUUUUCUUCGAUGGCUCUGGUUGUUGCUGCAUACCUUAUGGUUGUUAUAAUCCUAGAGAACAUCUUUAGUCUGCAAUCAUGGGUGCGCAUAUUUAUAUUUGUUGUGCUUAUGGUGUUGCUAGCCUCACUUCUUUGCAUUGCAUUUGAAGCACAUGAAAAGAACUCCGGUAGAAGUUUUCUAGAUGAGGGGUCACCACUAAUUGUCGAGCCAAGCCCCGAGGAUACUACAGAAAAGGAGGAUGCAAGGAAAGAUUCUUUCAACAAUCAAAGGACUAAUUUGCAACUAGGAGAAAACCUGAAUCUUUUCCAAGCAGUGAAAACUGUGAACUUUUGGGUUUUGUUUGUUUCUGUGGCAUGUGGUAUGGGAUCAGGACUUGCAACUGUUAACAACUUAGGCCAAAUAGGGGAAUCCCUUGGUUAUACCAGCCAUGAGACAGGUUCCUUGGUUUCUUUGUGGAGCAUUUGGAAUUUCCUGGGACGCUUCGGAGCCGGUUAUGUGUCGGAUUAUUAUUUGCACACAAGAGGAUGGGCAAGACCUUUAUUCAUGGUCAUCACUUUACUGAUCAUGAGCAUUGGCCAUGUGGUGAUUGCUUCUGGACUUCCGGGUGCCCUGUAUGCCGGUUCGAUAUUGGUUGGUAUUUGUUAUGGCUCUCAGUGGUCACUAAUGCCCACAAUCACUUCUGAGAUAUUUGGUGUUGGAAAUAUGGGCAGCAUAUUCAACACCAUUACUAUAGCAAGUCCAGUGGGAUCUUAUAUAUUCUCUGUGAGAGUGGUUGGAUAUAUAUAUGACAAAGAAGCAUGGGAUGGAAAUACUUGCAUUGGAACUCAUUGUUUUAUGUUUUCUUUUCUCAUAAUGGCUUCUGCCGCUAUUCUGGGUUCUCUGUCGGCUUUAGGUUUGUUUUUCCGGACAAAAAACUUCUAUGGUCAGGUUAUACUCAGAAGAAUUCAAAAUAUUCAGUGAUGGAGUAAAGAGAUCAGGUUGUAACAUACUGUGAAGGAAUAAUGGAUUAUAUACUUUACUGAAUCCUGACAUGGGGUUAGAAAGAAAAUUGGUGUCAUUCCGUUGCAUGUGAGGUUGUUUCAAUGUUAACAAAUACAUUGAUUUACACUGUAAAGAUGUUUAUAUCACUACCUGGGAGAAGUAUGUGUAUGUCCAAGCUUUUAGAGGCUUAGUAUUGUAUCGGCCAAGUGAGAGGUAAAGGGGUGAUGAAAAUCAAUAUGUACAUUCUUGGUACAUGAUCCCUUUGAUUCUUCUACCUCGUGGCUUCAUAGUUCAUACUUUUCUGAUUUGAAGUUAGAAUAUGUCUCGUAGUUACAGAAUUCACUUAAUAAUCUUGCAUACGCAUAUCAAAUUCAGUUUUAACC